This is a messenger RNA of Boleophthalmus pectinirostris (great blue-spotted mudskipper), 3090 nucleotides long. RefSeq lists its product as uncharacterized. Gene Ontology annotation, molecular function: catalytic activity. Lineage: Eukaryota; Metazoa; Chordata; Actinopteri; Gobiiformes; Gobiidae. The coding region runs from base 1 to 3090 and encodes 1029 amino acids. The record is from RefSeq and is a predicted model, not a curated record. The transcript has 2 exons.
AUGGCGUUUAGCUACCGGUAUUCUAUCUCUCAACUUCGCCAACUCAGGCCCGCAGCCCCCCCUGGACCUCUUUCCUCCAUCCUCAAUAAACUCGGACUUCUUCGCCGUCCUCGCUACAUCCAUAGAGGCACCGGUCGAAAAUUCAUCUUCCACCUCCAAACAACCGGCUCUGCGACAAACAUCCCAUCUCUCUGGUCCCAUGUCGCACGUCUGACAUGUCAUCAGAGCACCGUCGUAUCUGCUGACAUCAAAACGGGAAACACCGCGAGAUCUCGGCACUCCAGUGCGAGUAACACCGCGAGAUCCUCGCUCACUAGGCUGGACAGAAGACGAGGAGCGGAUUCCAGUCUGCGCGGAGUGGACUUCAAAGUUCUGCGUUCUGUACAACGAUUCACCCCACAGGCACUGGUUAAAUUCGAACUUUUCAAUGUACAGUCUAUUAACAAUAAAUCCUCCCUGAUUGAAGAACACAUCAGGGAGAAAGGAUUGGACUUCAUGUGUCUUACAGAAACCUGGCACCAGUCACAGGUUUACUCUGCCCUUAAUGAGGCCUGUCCCCCUGGUUACACCUAUCUGGAGGUAGCUCGCAGCACUGGUCAUCGAGGUGGUGGUCUAGCGGUCAUCCACCGACAGGACCUGGAGCUGUCCUCCAUCUCGCUGUCUCCAACAUCAUCCUGUGAGUGCCUUGCAUUCAAAUGUAAGCCCCCCUUUCCAGUGACUGUUCUCCUGAUCUACCGACCCCCCAAACCCAACUCUGCUUUUAUCCCGGAAAUGGCUGACCUUCUCUCAACACUCUGCACCACUUCUGCUAAUACUAUUAUUCUGGGAGACAUUAAUAUUCAUGUUGAUUCCCCUUCAUGCAAACCUGCUGCAGAUUUCCUUCAGCUAUUGGACACCUUCAACCUACAGCAGCAUGUUGAUGUCCCCACACACUCCCGGGGGCACACAUUGGACCUGGUCAUUUCAAACUCCGCCCCUAUCAGUAACCUUCAGGUGUACGACCUUGGUGUUUCUGAUCACAAGGUCGUAUCCAUGGAACUACCCUUUCCUUCCCCCCACUCCAAACCCAAGCGGCAGUUUCUUUUUCGUAAUUUAAAGAAUAUCAACGCUGAUGCCCUGGCUCUGGACCUACAACAUCUCUCCUCUGUUUCCACCCACUUCCCCUCUGUUACUGACUCAGUGGAUUUUUACAACCAGUCACUGAGCAGUCUUCUGGACCUCCACGCCCCCCUAACAUCUAGGUCAGUCUCUUUCUCACGCUCAGCACCUUGGUACACCUGCGAGCUGCGCAGAAUGAAGACGGCUGGGCGUGUCCUUGAGCGGCGAUUUAAGGCCUCUGGACUGACUGUCCACAAACAAGCCUACAGAGAGCACAGGAAGGCAUAUGCUGAAGCACUGAAGGCCACACGGUCCCAACAAAAGGUUGAUAGCAUCCGUUCACUCCUCCUCUCUACCACUGCUAUCCUGCCCCCCCCACAUGUUGACCCACCAACUGCGAUUGCUCAGACACUCUGCUCCUUUUCUCCCAUCUCACAGGAAGAGGUGGAGGGUAUCAUUGGAAAAAUGAGACCAUCCACCUGUGCCCUGGACCCCUUCCCCACAGUCCUGCUGAAAACCAACAUCUCUUUCAUCUCUCCUCUCAUCACUAACAUCAUUAACCACUCCCUCCAGACCGGCUAUAUCCCAUCUGCAUUAAAAGCUGCUGUCAUCAGACCACUACUGAAGAAACCCACCCUGGAUCCAGAAGUCCUGUCCAACUACAGGCCAAUCUCUAAUCUCCCAUUUCUGUCUAAAGUUCUGGAAAAAACAGUAGCAGCACAACUACAGGAUCACCUCAAACUCAAUAACCUUUUUGACAAGUUUCAGUCUGGGUUUCGCCCUGGCCAUAGCACUGAAACAGCUUUGGUCAGGGUCACCAAUGAUCUCCUGAGAGCAGCAGACUCUGGUUCACCAUCCUUACUUAUCCUCCUGGAUCUUACAGCUGCUUUUGAUACGGUUGACCACAAUAUUCUCCUCCAUCGCCUGCAAUACACUAUUGGACUUUCAGAACAAGCACUCAAAUGGUUCACCUCCUACCUGACUAACCGUACCGAGCACGUUGCCCUAGGAAAGGCAAAGUCACGCACCCACAAUGUCACCUGUGGUGUUCCUCAGGGUUCGGUGUUAGGUCCCACUCUCUUCACUCUUUACCUACUCCCCCUGGGCAAUCUCAUCACCAAGCAUGGUAUAUCCUACCAUUGCUACGCAGAUGACACACAGCUCUAUUUACGGACCACCCCCACUUCUUCCACUCCCUUACUAUCAUCCACACUGACCACUUGCCUGGAGGAGAUAGAGGCGUGGAUGAAGCUAAAUUUCCUUCAACUCAAUAGUUCCAAAACAGAAGCCAUCCUGGUUGGCACAAUUCAUCAGCUCCGCUCUUCCACCAUCACCAGUAUCUCAUUUUCUGGUCAAACGAUUCCCUUCUCUGCAUCUGUCACCAACCUGGGUGUCAAAAUGGACUCACAACUCACCUUUGACACCCACAUCAAACACCUCUGUAGGACGUCAUUCUACCACCUCAGAAACAUUGCAAAACUCCGUCCAACUCUCUCCUUGGCAGAUGCAGAGAAGCUCGUCCACGCCUUUAUCUCCUCCAGGCUGGACUACUGUAACGCACUCCUCAUCGGGAUACCUGGCAGGAGCAUCCAGAGACUGCAAUACAUCCAGAACUGCGCUGCCAGGAUCCUGAUGAGGGUGCGAAAAUUUGACCACAUCACCCCCAUCCUGAAAUCCCUUCACUGGCUCCCGAUCACACUCAGGAUUGAGUACAAGGUCUCCCUCCUCACUCACCAAUGCAUCCACGGUCACUCCCCCCAGUACCUUAAGGAACUCCUCACUCCCCAGACCCCCUCACGCACCCUCCGCUCUGCAGCCACCAACACUCUCCAAACCCCCAGAACCAAACUUUGCACCAUGGGAGAUCGGGCCUUCUCCUCUGCUGCUCCAAGGCUUUGGAAUGCUCUCCCCGACCACCUGAGAGCCCCACAAUCUAUUUCUGUUUUUAAACAAAAUCUUAAAACAUACCUUUUUACUAAAGCCUUUUGUUAA